Messenger RNA from Letharia lupina, 1032 nucleotides. RefSeq lists its product as uncharacterized. The transcript is spliced from 9 exons. The coding region runs from base 1 to 1032 and encodes 343 amino acids. NCBI's taxonomy places the organism in Eukaryota, Fungi, Ascomycota, Lecanoromycetes, Lecanorales, Parmeliaceae. The record is from RefSeq and is a predicted model, not a curated record.
AUGGCGGAUUCAGCUGGCAAGAUGUAUGCUCUCGCACUUGUGCUGAGCCUUCUCACCAUCGUCGUAACCGCCCUGCGUUUUUAUGCUCGACGCAUGAAGCAGGCUGCGCUUUCAUGGGAUGAUUAUAUGAUUCUACCAGCGUUGCACACGGGAAUCCGAGAAGACGGAUUUCCAGUUUUCGACCAUCGCUUAGAAGUCUUCGAACAAGUAGAGCUACUCUCAUCGACAUGUCCACACCAGCUCACAGGUGCCGUCAGGAUCUUCAAAGGCACUUUCGUCAAACCAUCUGUGUGGACUAUGAUUGGUGUCGUCGUUGUCUGGACACUUGGCUUCUUCUUCGCCAACCUGUUCCAAUGCUGGCCCUUAUGGAUCGACUGGACCGAUUUCGGCUUUACGCCUCAGAAUUGCAUCAACACGAACGCAAUGUAUCUGGCUCAAGCUUGGUCAGAUGUUCUCACGGAUUUAAUCAUCCUGACUUUGCCGCUUCCAUGUAUUUGGGUAAUGCAACUGCCUGCAAGGCACAAGGCUGCUGUCAGUGGCAUGUUCCUUCUCGGAGGACUGACCGUGGGAGCGGGUAUCGCGAAGCUCGUAGUUUUCAACAAAGUUGUUCAAGAAUUGGACCUGGGAUUCUUGGACAUCAGCUACAUGAACACACCCCUGGUAUACUGGCCAAUGGUCGAGUCUUGCAUGGGCGUUGUCGGCGCCUGCCUGCCAUUAUUGCGGCCCCUCUUCGUUGGUGCUUCUUCAAACGGCUUCAUGCGCAGCCUAAAGAGCGUGAAGAUAGCCUCGCUCAACUUGAACGAAGACGCACUGAAGCAACUCGAAGACGAUUCGCCAGGAGCGCCAGGUUCAACUACGGCGUUUACAAAGUUCGGAUCCGAGUCUACAGUGGUGCCAUCCAAUGCCGAGUACAGCUCCUAUGAAAAUAUUGCGCCGAAGGCCCACCGGAUAGACAGUCUUGACAGCCUGAAACUUGAUGCCGAGAAGGAUACACAUCUAAAUGGGGCUCGUCGUGGUGAUGACUACGUAUAA